Molecule: messenger RNA, 11016 nt
Organism: Anguilla rostrata (American eel)
Lineage: Eukaryota; Metazoa; Chordata; Actinopteri; Anguilliformes; Anguillidae
Gene: iqsec3b
Product: IQ motif and Sec7 domain ArfGEF 3b
Exons: 14
Coding region: 353-3904 (1183 amino acids)
Biological process (GO): regulation of ARF protein signal transduction; actin cytoskeleton organization
Molecular function (GO): guanyl-nucleotide exchange factor activity; protein binding
Source: RefSeq, a predicted model, not a curated record
UAGUAAUUAACAUAGCAAUGUUCGGCUCCUUUUGUACAUUUAAAAUCUUCCUACUAUAAUAUUUACUGAAAUAGAUUAGAAGGAGUUAACUUUGUUAUUCCUCAGACGUUUCACUGUUAUGCGCGUCUACGUCAUCCUCCUCUGGCCCCUCCCCCAGUCUGUGGAUUUCUAGGCUUGCAUCAGUACCAUUUCUAUCAUCUUCAGCGCGUACGCAACAGGAGAGGGACAGGGUAGCCCAGCGCCUUGGCGAAGACCAUCUUCAGUCUACAAUUAGGGGCAGAGAAAUCCAGGGAAAAAACUAUAUUCGCUCAUUGCAACGCAAGACGGCGAAAUAAAACGCACAAGAACAGGUAUGGAGAGCCUGUUGGAUAACCCUAUGAAAGCUGUCCUCUACCUGAAAGAACUCACCACCAUCGUGCAGAACCAACAGAGUCUGAUACAGACGCAGAGGCAACGAAUCGACGAGCUCGAGAGGAAGGUGGAAGAGCUGAUCGGGGAGAACCGGCAGCUGAAGGAUCCCCACGCGACGCAUCACUACCACCACCAUCACCAUCACCCGUCCCAGCGGAGCGCGAGCCCGCAGCCGCCGGUCCUCCUGCAUCAGCAUCCGGCGAAUAAAACCGGGGCGCUUCCCGGUCACCCUCCGCACCAGCUUCAUUGCCUGCCGGCACAGCCGCAGCAUCCGCCUCAAACAGCCAGUCAUCAGCUGCAGCUCGUCCCCACUUCUCCUCCGUCUCCGCAGCCGGGCCACUCCAGCCCGGAGUCCGCCGAGGAGGACAAAAAGAGCCCGUGCUGCAAGUCUCUGGUUCCCCAGACGCCCACCACACUCUGCAGGUCGGUUGGACUCGCCAGGAAAGCCGAGAACCAGACGGUGCUGCACCAGUUCUGCUGUCCCGCUCCUGACGCACCUGAGGGGGAGUCCUCAAACUGUUCCACCAGUGACGCCCAGCAGCCUGGGUUCGAGGGGAACGCACAGGAUGCAGUGGAGGAGGAUGAGGAUGAUGAGGAGGAGGAGGAGGAGGUGGAGGAGGGGGCGGGGGCCCGGGGGGGCGCGGGGCAGAAAGCCAGCCUGCACCACACCGCCUCUCCUGUGAGAGCAGAGAGGAGAGAGGGGCCCGCCACCUCCGACUACGAGCGCGCGCUCGACCUCAAAAACAAGCAGAUCGAAAUGUUAGAGCACAAGUACGGGGGUCACCUGACCUCCCGCCGCGCCGCCUGCAAGAUCCAGACGGCCUUCCGGCAGUACCAGCUCAGCCGGAACUUCGAGAAGAUCCGCAACUCGCUGCUGGAGAGCCGGCUGCCGCGGCGCAUCUCGCUGCGCAGGGUGCGCCUGCGCCAGGGCGAGGGCCUCUCCGCCGAGCGCGCGCUGCUGGAGGGCUGCGGCCUCGCCGGCGUCCCCCUGGUGCGCUCCCCGUCCCUGCCCGCCACCAUCGGCGGGACCCUGACCGACCUGGAGGACUCCUUCAACGAGCAGGUGCAGUCGCUGGCCAAGUCCAUCGACGACGCCCUCAGCAGCUGGAGCCUGAAGGCCAUGCAGUGCUCCGUGCAGGACGGCGACGGCGGCGGCGGCACCUACCAGUUCACCGAGGCCUUCAGCGCGGGGUCCCCCGGGCCUGCGGGGGGCGCCGGGGAGCCGGGGGUGGGUCCCGCCACCCUGCCGGCGGCGGCGGGGCAGGACGACGGGGCCGACGCCCUCUCGCGCAGCGCCAGCAAGCUGAUGAUGGCCUUCCGCGACGUGACGGUGCAGAUCGACAGCCACAACUUCCACAUGUCCUCCUCCGUCCUGGAGUCCACCUCCGUCUCCGUCGGCAACUGCCUCCAGCAGGACGGCCCCUGCGAGGACCCCAGAGAGGAGCCCCCCCCCGAGGAGUGCCAGGUCCCCCAGGAGGAGGGGCCCCCGGAUCCCCCGGAAGUUGAGUGCGAUUUUGAUUUCCCCGCACCCCCACCCAGCAUGGAGGACCUGGCCCUGGAGAAGCUGGAGCCCCUGGAGGCGGAGCCCGAGGUGGAGGCGGAGCCGGCGAUAGAGGCGGAGCCGGUGGUGGAGGCGGAGCCGGAGGUGGAGGUGAAGCAGGAGGUGCUGGAGGCCAAGCGCAGCGAGUCGGACACGGCCGACAACAGCUCGGAGCAGAUGAGCAGCAGCAGCACCUCCACCUCGGCCAAGUCGGCCUCGGAGGCGUCCUCCAAGGAGGCGCUGCAGGCCAUGAUCCUCAGCCUGCCCCGCUACCACUGCGAGAACCCGGCCAGCUGCAAGUCCCCCACCCUCUCCACCGACGUCAUGCGCAAGCGCCUGUACCGCAUCGGCCUCAACCUCUUCAACGUAAACCCGGACAAAGGCAUCCAGUUCCUCAUCUCCCGCGGCUUCAUCCCGGACACCCCCAUAGGCGUGGCUCACUUCCUGCUGCAGAGGAAGGGCCUGAGCCGACAGAUGAUUGGCGAGUUCCUCGGCAACAGCAAGAAGCAGUUCAACAGGGACGUCCUGGACUGCGUGGUGGACGAGAUGGACUUCUCCGGCAUGGAGCUGGACGAGGCUCUGCGCAAGUUCCAGGCACACAUCCGGGUCCAGGGCGAGGCCCAGAAGGUGGAGAGACUCAUCGAGGCCUUCAGCCAGCGCUAUUGCAUGUGCAACCCGGACGUGGUGCAGCAGUUUCACAACCCCGACACCAUCUUCAUCCUGGCCUUCGCCAUCAUCCUCCUCAACACGGACAUGUACAGCCCCAACAUCAAACCGGACCGCAAGAUGAUGCUGGAGGACUUCAUCCGCAACCUGAGAGGGGUGGAUGACGGAGCGGACAUCCCGCGCGACAUGGUGGCGGGAAUCUACGAGCGCAUCCAGCUGCGGGAGCUGCGCUCCAACGAGGACCACGUCACCUACGUCACCAAGGUGGAGCAGUCCAUCAUGGGCAUGAAGACUGUGAGUCCGGGCACGGCAGCCGUUAUCAUAUGCAGACGGUCAAUUGAACAAACCGUUAUUAACAAGCCCCAGAAGCAGGCCGCCCACCAGAGGGAAGUCUUCCUCUUCAAUGACCUCAUCGUGAUCCUGAAGCUGUGCCCCAAGAAGAAGAGCUCGGCCACCUACACCUUCUGCAAAGCCCUGGGCCUUCUGGGAAUGCAGUUUCACCUCUUUGAGAACGAAUAUUACCCCCACGGCAUCACCAUCGUGUCGCCCCUCUCCGGCUCGGACAAGAAGCAGGUGCUCAACUUCUGCGGCCAGAGCGCGGAGGAGCUGCUCAAGUUCGUGGAGGACCUGAAGGAGUCCAUCGCCGAGGUCUCCGAGAUGGAGCAGAUCCGCAUCGAGUGGGAGCUGGAGAAACAGCAGGGGGACAAGACUCACUCUUCCAAAAACAACAACGGCACGCAGCUGGACCUCCGAGGGACGCAAGCCUCCCCGCUGGGUAAGCUGGACCCGGACGAGAAGAGCGGGAAUAACAGCAUGGAGGUGUCAAUUCACAACAGGCUUCAAACGUACCAGCGCCGUGCGUCCCGGAGCCCCGAGACUGGAUCCCUCCCGGGCACCCUUCUUAACCACCGGGGGGCGCUCUACCAGCUGCAGCUCCAGCCCGGCGGGGGCACGCCGUCCCGCCAGCCCGGCCCCGUCGCCGACCUGCGCCCGGACACGCUCAUCCAGUGCCAGCAGAUCGUCAAGGUGAUCGUCCUGGACCAGGGCGGGCGCGGCCGCGUGGAGGCCUUCCUCAGCCGCACCCCCACCCACCAGCUCACCCGCUCGGCCGUCUCCACCCCCGCCCGCUCCUCGGAGGGGCGGGACCGGGAGGACGCGGGCUCCAAACCCCCCCUGCCUCCGCCGCCGCCCCCCUACAACCACCCCCAUCAGUACUGCCCCCCUCAGUCGCCCCAGCCCCUCCUCAGCCGACGGAGGUACUCCAGCGGCUCCCGCAGCCUGGUGUAAAUAGACCUUGACCUCUGACCUCCGACCUUUUAUAGACAAAAUACAUAUAUUAUAUACGGUACAUAUGUAUAUAUGCAGAGAAGAGUAAAAAAAUGAAAAAUUAUAAUUACAGUAUAUUUAAGAGAAAGUGGAUAUAAGCAAAAACAGAUACAAGCUUCCAGAGUUCUACUUAAUUCAUGUGUAUUUUAUGAAAGAUUAAGUAGUUUUAACCAAUUUAUAUAUAGCAUUGUGUGUUGGGUUACUCUUUGAUGCAGUUUGAGUUUUUCCUCAGUGAACUGGCAUUUGGACAAAGGCCAUCAAUACCCCUCCUCCUACCUUACAUUACCCAUCUGCAGGGUGGUUCCAGGCCUUUUGUAGCCCUUUGUUUGGUUCUUUAUCCUAAUCUUAUACAGUACUGGUGUGUGUGUGUGCUUGUGCAUGUGAAUAUGCGCGCACGUGCAUGAGUACGUGCGUGUGUGCGUGAGUGUGUAUGACACUGAAGAGACUCUUUAAAAAAAAACAUCAUAAUUGGCUAAACAAAGGCCAACCCUACAAAAUCUGAAAUUUUUCCGCAGCCCAAUUAAGUCAGUGGGAGAGACAUGUUUGUUCUUCAACAGCGUGUACUUUUAUUUUUUUAAAGAAGAGCCAUUCUAAUCUAGUCUAACUGAAACUAGCACCUCACUUUCUCAAUAUUCAGUGUCACGGUUGUUUUUUUUUUUGUUUUUUUUUGUGUGGGGCUCAUUUUUCCUCCAUUUUGUUCUGUUCCACAGCUGCAGUGAUGGUCAGAUCACUGUGCUGGUAAACUGUCUGACGUGAUGCUUUCUGUUCAGAAUGGGAAACCACUGUAAACAACAGUUCGCUGUAGCGCAAAAAGCCUGUUCAAACCAGAGCAGUACUCUUGUGAUGCAUAUUGGUCUGCUAAGGAAGAUUAAAGUUGCAGGAUAUAGAGCCUCAUAUUAAAAUGAAAUUGUGGGUACUGUACGUGAGGUGUUUUUGCAAAUAUCCUGCGUUGGCAAAUGCUGCAUUACUGCUUACACAGUGACAUUUAAAACAGGUUGCUUAAUUUGACUUAAAGAGGUUGCUCUCUGUUUGAAUAUUUUCCCUUCUUAUAUUAACAAUAUUGUUUUUAAUUAUGACUUUAUUUUUUACCAUGUAGUGUUGACCGCUUAUAAGCAUUGCACAGUAUGAAAAAAAUCUAAAUUUUUUGUAUAUACUGAAUAUACAUUUAAAAUGCGUACUGUACUGUACAGAAGACAGACUGACAUGUUUAUACACGCGAACAUCCUUUGCCUAUUUUAAAUAGUAUUGCUUCCAGUAAAUGUCCCCAAUCUUUUGCUGUUGCAAUAUGAAUAUUCUUGUCACUGCAUAGACACGCACAUUGUUGGUUUUGUGCAGAAUCUUUUCAUUUGAAAUAUCUUGUAUGUUAUUGUGUGGUAGGGCAACAGAAAUUAAAUCUGGAAUUGGUGCGAAGCCAGACUGUAUUGUUUUGGAGAUGUGCCACGUCCAUGUCAGAGGACAAAAAAAUUACAGGAGGCAUUGUCAGCUGUCGAUGUACCGCCCUGCAGACAUUUACACGAUCCCCGUCCGUCCCUCCAUUCCAAUACCUGCGGUGAUUGUGUUUCCUGUUCGGGCAGCUGUCCGAGAGCACUCAUAUUUCUGCUUCUUAUUCCGAGUGUGAUGAGAACUGAAAUGCAAUCUUAUUCAGCUGUGCUUCGGCGGAAGUGUUAUCGCUUUGUGUGGACAUAUUCAUUUGAGCUGUAGUGAUUUAUGACUUUUUUUUGCUGUCGGGGUUGACUGGUGGGUGCUGCCAUCCUGUCCAAAUGCAGCCGGUGCCCAAACCGGACAUUUAAUCUGCCUGAUCCAUCGGAAUCUUUCAUCGCCGAAAACCGCACCUGGCGUGACAAGCAAUUUGUUUUUGGACCGAGUGUGUUUCCUUCGUAUUACAUGUCCAGAAAUGAACUGCUAGUGGAUAUGAGAAAUAUGUAUUUAUGAGCAUAAGCCAGUGCUCCAAAUGGAUUUGUCGGAUGUCAAACCUGAAGUGAAGCAUAAAUAUGUAUGAAUUUCACCAAUGUCAGUUACACACUGGAAAUGUUUUUGCAGAUGUUGAUUUCAUUUGUUUGUUUUGAAUGUCGCGUGUCCAGAUUCUCUGCUGAUUGGUUGGUUCGCACUGGAACACAAGCCGCAAAUCCCAUCAAUCCAAGGGCUACACAAUCCAAUAUGUCAGGAUUGUCCAGAGCUACUGCUGCGACCUGAAAAAUGGCCACCGGUGUGAUGUUCAGGAAAGUGCAGCAACAGCUGUUGUUUCCAUCGCCAUUUUAACAGCAAUAGCAUGUAUUCCAGUGUGAAUUGGUCAACGACAUUAUAUUACACAGGCGUCUUAAAUAGACGCCUCUGUGGUGAGCAGAAGCAUUCUGGGGUCCGUUUGUCAUGGAUGUAAGUUUCCCGGACUGUCACACAAAGACUUAGUUUUUUUUUUGUUUUUUGUUUUUGUUUUUUAAAGAGCCUAUAUGAUAGUUUUUGUUUGUACCUGUGCAGAGUUGAGCUCUUCAGUUUACCCUGUGUGUGCUGGGGACUGACUGGGUGGUGCUCCUUGCCUGUCAGUGUGAUUUUGGUGUGUUCACCUGUGUGUGAACACCUGCGCAUGUUUUUGCCUAGUGGACCCAGGCUUUGAUCUGUCUCCUCUUUGGUAUUCUGUGACAUCCUGGCAGAAAUGUGAGCCCAUUAGGAAAUUAGUAAUGGUUCAGUCUGCCACACCUCUACUGAGAUGGUUCAGUCUGCUUCCCCUCCCGCUGCGAUGACCUCAUAAUGCCGACUCAGCUCAUUUUCCCUCUUCAUAAGAAAGAAACUUUUACUCUUGUUCUUGUGAACAAACGUUCUUUGACAGCGAAUGGAAAAGAUCAGACGUGACUCAGAUGUCGGAUUUGGCAUUUUAAUUGUUUUGAUGUUGAGGGAUACUGUGUUCUUGUCAGAGGCUUUCUCUCUUUUCUAGUCAUUAUUAAGUCCCACAAAAGGUUUUUCCCUCCCUUGAGAAAACAUAUCUUUAAAGUGGCAUCAAUCAACAAAAUUUUGUUUAAUCAGUAAUGACCCUUCUGUCAAAAAAUGGACAUAACACAGUUCAUCCAGCUACGGGGAGAAUAAUUUUGGUAAAUGAAUUGGCGUGUGGUGCAGACAUGCUUUUUUUCCGUGAUCACUGACCUGGCUCAAGGUUUUCAUGAUGUCAUCCUCUCCAGCUGCAUAACCACCUGGGCAGUUCAGGCGGAAUUGACAUCCUCGAGUGUUCCAUCAGUGUUGUGUCUGGAGGCAUUGACAGCGGGUUCACUUCCUAAAUCUCCACACCUUUCUGUUACCAUGGUUACCAAGUCACUGGGUAAAAUAAAGCGCAGAUUUAAGCGUCUGAUGCUUCCUGCUGCUCUCAUUACAGCAAAGCAGAGCCUGUCGCCCUGGAAAUGAGGUGACUUUUGUGAGAAGCAAAGCCUCUGUUGCCGUCGAACGACAAACAAAAUAUGUAUUGGAUUUUAAUAUUAGUGAAGUGAUAAAUAAAAAAAGCCAGUGUUCAGAUGGACAGAUUUUCUGUUUGGUUUCCCUCUGUGCUUUCAAAUGAGAAAUAUUUGCUGUAAAAAAUGAAGUGGACCCACCGUGAAUUAUUAAUCCAGGUGAUUCCAGACUCCAGCUCCCUCACUAUACAUGUAGCUCUUUCAUUCGCUUGAGUUGGUGAAGGUUGUUUGUUCUGAACCUGUGUUUACCCAUGGAAAUGUGCUUCGCUCGGUUUGCUUUUUAUCCAUCAGUACCUCUCUGUUAUUCCAGGUCUUCUCAAAUAUCCUACAUGAAUGUACUGAAGUGCGUUGUUUGUUGUUUUGCUUUCUCCUGCUUUUCCAGCAAUCUGUAAACUGUGUAUUUCUUCCUUGUUUUGAUUUCUGUUUGAAUCGUCUUAUGAUCAGUUUCACUCUGCUAUCCCCGGGACACUGUAUUGUUGCUGCUUAGCAACUUUGAUUAAUGUAGGCCUGUCGUUCUUGAUUUCAGCACAUCCUGCUGGCAAGGGGGGGGGGGGGGGGGGGGGUUGAUGUCUGACAGUUAUGGCCUGGAGUGGCUGAUUAAAAAUGGCCGUUUCAGAAUGAAAUGUCACACGCACGUGCCGUGCACUAUGAUCUGUGGACUGUGCGGUCUCUCCCCCCCCACAGAAAUAUGGUUUUAAUUAUAAAAGUGAUAUUAAUGAGGGAUGCCUGUGACUAAUUUACACUGCUGAAAUGCAGACUGAUGCUGGAUCAGGUCAGUUUAUCAUGCAGUGUACACAUUAAAGAUGGCGCACGCUACACGGUUUGGCAUUCAGUUGUGCGUUACACUGAUUUGCUUGAUAGUGUUGGUAAUGUACGUUCGCCCUUGAAAUGCAGCGCAUGCAUUGAAUGACAAUUUCGAGCUCCAUUCUCUGUCCUGUGGCAGGCUGGCACUUAUUUAAUUUGAGAUAUGGUUAAUGCACGCUUUCUUUUUAAAAAAAGUCACUUGACCUUUUUAGGGAUUUAUAUGUUUCGGCUUGUGUUGAAAUUGAAGGAUCACAAUGACUGAUGCUUUCAGUGAAGGUCGGUAAGAUCAUUUCUGUCACAUGCUUCAAGAAAAGGCCGCUUCGUUUUAAGAGAUAUAUAUGUAUAUAGUAGUGUGGGCAAAGAAAAUGGGAAACGAAUAUGUAACAUUGCUUAAUAGCAUCAACGCUGUUUUUGUGCACUUCCAUCCUCUGUUGCCCUUUGCUGACGAUGACUUUCAUCACCUUCAUCAUCAGGAGAGAGCUGUCCAACCUGAGGUGUCUGGGCAACCGUAAACACCCCCCCCCCCUUUUCUCCAGACUCAUCUGCGAGUGUGUGCUGGACCUGACAUGGAUGUGGGGACCCUGGCUUAUAGGUUAGACUGCUUUGCAUAUUCGCCCGCCUCGGAACUGACCGUGUUUGUGAUGUCACAGUGGACCCAUCCUAUCAUUGCCACUUCCUGCCUGUUUAUGCUACGCUUUGCUUUCAGCCAAUUUGCAAAAAAAAGAAAGAAAAUUUGUAUUUAAAAAGAACUGAGAUAUCAAACAUGUAUUUAUCAAUAACCUUUUUUAAAAAACUUAAAAAAAAAAAUUAAAAAAAAGCUUUCCUCGAGAAUUUGCACAAAACAUUUUGGUUUAAUUUGUAUUAUAGAGGCUUAUAAAUGAGUUGUGUGUGUGCCAAUGUAUGUAUAAAUAUACUGUGUACAGAAAAAAAAGAAUCAACCUGUAUUUUGUUAUCCAACAGCAGAGCUCUACAUAUAUUCAGAUUAAUAUUGUAUAUUGAAGUAUCGGGACUGGAUAUCCAUUUAUCAAUAUACUAUACAAUGCUGGUAGGUGAUGACUUAUUGUAUCGCAGUUUUGUUUUUUUGUUUGUUUUAUUUCUUGGCAUGCGUUUGCUUGAUCCAUCUAUAAAGUGCAGAUGGGUGUUUCCUGAGGGUGAAAAGGGCUAUUGCUCCCAAGAAAACCGCUGUGCUCUGAGCAAGCACAGUCAUUUCUGUUCUCUUCUUUAAAAUUUUUGAGACUUUUAAAAUCUGUGCUUUGCUAGGUAAAUCCCCACCGGUAGCCGCCUGUCCUCAAAAGAUUUCCGUUUCCCAGUCUGUUAGCUUUUUGCAUCCUUCAGAACACAUCUGCGGACAAAGGGGAACCAGCCAGGAGCAGCUCGAAAAACACUUUCUAACGUACUUUAGAAUAAGCAAUAUCACAUCAAGGCAGUUCCGGGAAGUGUUCAUGAGCACACUGAAACUGGGGCAGUGCUUGUGUUUGUAUUGGUACGGGAGGUAUUUAUUAUUUACUGUGGAUUAUAAUUAAAGAUUGGUCUCAGAGUGCUGUGGUAUUGAACACAAAAGUAAUUAUAUUUCUCCUUCUCUGUGAAAGACCCUCUAACGUAUGAUUAAAUCCUCAGGGAUAGGGGCUACUGUGGAGGGUGGCUAAAGAGAAAAAUGGUGUGCAAAAAAAAAGAAAGAAAAUUUGCGAUCGAUCAGUUUGUUAGCAGCACUAAGGGUUCAAAGGAAUGCUGGUACAACUGCACUAUGACAAGAAUACUGAACAGUUAGUGUUGAUUUUAAAAAGAACAACAACAAAACAAACAUUUUUUAAUCUCAUUUAUUUUUUUGAGCCGAAUUGGAAAGCCCCAGUCAUAUAUAUAUAUGUGUGUGUGUCUGUGUCUGUGUCUGUGUCUGCGUGCGUGCGUGCGUGCGUGCGUGCGCGCGCGAGUGUGUGUAUGUCUGUGUGUGUCUGUGUCUGUGCGCGUGUGCGCGUGUGCGCGGUCGGUCCUGUACUGAAGCUGUAUCAUUCUCUGUCAGUUCAGAACAUUGCAGUCAAGCCCCAUGUCUCCUUGGAAACGUGUGUUACCAGCUGCAGAUGAUUUUAGUUUUCAUAGUUUUCAUGCUGCUAGCUUAGCUGCAUACUGCGCCAUUGUGCAACUCUACCUACAGUAUGCAGCUGCUGCUGCUGCUGCAGCCGGACUGUUGCCAGCCAAUCAGAGCAGUCCGGAAUCCAGAACACCUGCCAGCUGGAAAUUCGCCAUCUCCAGAGUGAUGAUGUUGACGGUUAUGUGUACCGCCCUGUAUAUAUACCAGGCUAUUGGUCACAGCUGGGCCUGAAAAACUCGAGGUUUGAUUCUGGAAUGUGGGACGUACUGUAGGCUACAACCCCACUGCUCCUUUAGCUGAGUCGGUUUGGUUAUUAGCACGGUACAUAUUUAGAAUUUAAUUAGCCACCUUGUGUUACAUUGUCUACAGUUUCCUUAUGCCAGAUCAUCAAAAUGUACUUUUUUUUCCCUCCCUUCAGCUGACAAAUUCCUCCAUUUUCCCGUAUUUAUUUGCACCUGUAUACCACAGACCCAGCUAUCCAGAGGUGAGAUGUCUCCUGACCCCAUAUAACCAUUAAUAGUCACACUUUUACCCAAGCUGUACACAAACCAAGCCUCCACGGACGUCUCGAUAAUGACUCCUCUUAAUGGAAUGGUCCUCGAAACACACAUUUGCUGUACAAUACAAGAGUCUUUAUUAUUAUUUUUUUUCUAUUUGAAAUCCCCUGCAUUCAGAUGUUUCACCCUGUCUCGCAGUACGCUUCUUGAAAUGAGAAGUUAAGUGAAAAAAUAAACUUUUUCCCCCCUGUG